AUGGAUGUUGAGUGGCAGAAUCGUUGCAAAGCUUACCGCUUUGUGGCCUAUUCGGCCGUUGCCUUUUCGGUGGUUGCCAUCCUUGGCGCUGCUACCACCCUUCCCAUGGUGUACAACUAUGUGCACCAUGUUCGCCGUACAAUGCAGAGCGAACUGAACUUUUGCAGAACUUCUGCCCGCGAAAUCUGGUCUGAAGUCAAUGGCAUGAAAUUACCUGCCAAUCGUACCGCACGUCAGGCAUACGGAGACGAUGGAGUUAGCGGAGGAGGUUCAACUUCAACAGGAGGUGGAGGAAGCACCGCUGGAGGAAGUACUGGUGGAGGAAGAACGGGUGGAGGAAGCACUGGCGGAGGAAGCACUGGCGGAGGAAGAACGGGUGGAGGAAGCAUUAGUGGAGGAAGUACUGGUGGAGGAAGCACUGGUGGAGGAAGCACUGGAGGAGGUAUUGCUGCACAAACUCCUGGUCGCAACAUCGGCGGAAAUGACUGCACGGCUUGCUGCACAGGCCAACCUGGACCGCAGGGACCACGCGGCAACGAUGGACCGCCUGGAGGCCCAGGAAAUCCAGGACGACCAGGAGAUAGAGGAGGACCAGCUACACCUGGAGAGCGUGGUAUCUGUCCCAAGUACUGCGCUCUCGACGGAGGCGUUUUCUUCGAGGACGGAACUCGUCGUUAG
Messenger RNA from Strongylus vulgaris, 678 nucleotides. The record is from the annotation of a GenBank genome assembly. Lineage: Eukaryota; Metazoa; Nematoda; Chromadorea; Rhabditida; Strongylidae.